UUUAAUUUACGCCUGAGGCAAGGAGACGUUGACAAAUACAUCGUUUUAAUUUAAACAUUUAACUGUACCUUCAUCAGAUUUACGUAAGCACUACAGGAGGAUAAACCGGCGAUGCAGGAAUAAUUGAAGCUUGAACUCUCUCUUUCUGGAUUUGGUGUUUCAACAUUUCUUCGAGUUUUCGCGAGGAGCUAUUUUUUACUGAUUUAUUACGAGCUUUGUGAAGAUUUUGUUUAAAUUAGUUUUAAAUUUUCUUUUCGUUGUAUCUAACAAAAACUGUACAAAAACUGUACAAAAACUGUAAUUAGAAAUGGGUAAUGGUUUUUUACGUAAGCUUACCACAACGUUGUCUGUGAUAGCGUGUCUAUUGCAAAUCGCUUCAGUUGCAUCGCCGGGUUGGAUUAUAUAUAUUAAAGGGAACAUUGAAGAACAUCAUGGUUUAUUUUAUAAAAGGACAUGCAAGACCAUUGUAGAUGACACUAAAUGUAAAGUCGAGUCCUUCCAUGAACUACAUCAUGACCUUAGAGAUCGACUGGUAAAUGCGAAGGUUAGCAGAGAGAAAAUAGCAUCUGUUGAUUUCGCAUACAAUUCGUUGAUAUGUAAGCAAGUUUUGACAAUGGUUGCUGUAUGCUUAGGACUAGGAAUGGCAGUCUCUCAGGUGGUACAGAGUAUCAAAAAGCAUAAAGGCUUUCAAAGGCUAAUCUUUCUGUCAGCAGCAACGGCUGCGACAUCAGCGGGAAUGGUUAUUGUUGUCGCUUGCAAUGACAUAGUAACUAUCUACUACCAGAUAGAGCUUCAGAGCUUUGAUGACGACAGAGACCAUACAUACGUUGGCUUCCCUUUCUGCUUGGGAAUGUUACUGGGUUCUGCCUUUCUUCAUUUUUGGAGUCUUGUGGCCAUCUUUCCUCAGCUGCACACACCAAGGGUCAAGGUCAAAGUGCGUAAAGCUUUACCAAGAGACGACGAACCCAAUGGUGUUCCAUCCACGUAUGUUCCACCAGUCACCACAUUGAACGAAGUAUCUGUACCAAAACCAGCAAAAAGCAAAAUGGUGGGAAAUGAUAACCUUGUAUUUUCGGAAAAACUUUAAUACUGUAACAUAAUGUAAUGCGAAGGUUGGACGCAGAUAUGACUCUCGAUGAAAUGUUAAAGGAAAAGUGUCUAUCAGGUACAUGUGAAUAUGAAAAAGAAACAAAGACAAGUCAGAAUUUCUAGGAACAUUAUUCAGAUAUGUAAUAUACUGCAGCUUAUUUUACAAUUAUUCAAGACAUAAUUAUUCCUUCAAACUUGUUAACUCUUAUCAUGCUGGACACGUUUGAUCCUGCAUUUGCGACCAGUGUAUAUUAUGAUCAACCUGGACAUCCAUGGUGUAGGCUGAUGAUGCUGUUCAGUCAGUGAAUUUUCAUUGAACAUCCCUUCAGAUGAUAAAUGGUGUUGCCCAAAUUAAGUGAUGGAUCAGUCCAUUUUCGAAAUUCAGCAGGUUAAGUCAAUAUGAAUGAUAUUGCAGUCAGUAUCUGCUAACAACCGCCGAAAGCUUAGCUUGUAUCAUAAAAUACUGAUAAGAGGGGUGUUCAAAAAGUAAUGCAACAGGAUCUGUGUUUUAUAAACUAUGCUCCUUCUGUUAAAUAUUCUCGCUUGUAUUGAUUAAAUUGUUUCUCAUCUCCUCGGCGCUACCACGCAUUACUUCAUCACAAAAGAGGGCAUUCUUGGCCCCUAUUUUCGUGUAUAAAUAAAGAAAUUUAACUUUCAAAUAUGCUCGCUUAAAAAUCAAACUUCACGGUGUUUUAGGAUUUUGUAUAUUUUCUAUCGGAUUUCUAUUAAAAAUAUUUUAUCUUUUAAAAGUGUUGAUUUUUGGGUUGUUCGUUACUAUUAGUUGAACUUCCUGUAUCGUCAGUAUAUUUUAAUUUCCACUACUUACAGUUUUCAUAGAAUUUCUACAUAUUGAAAUUAAUCAGCAGUUUUUUUUUUAAAUCGUGCAAUUAUGGUCGUUUUUUUAAGGACAUUCCAAUGUUUAUUUCCUGCGAAAACUCCUACUUCCUAACUAUGGGAUACUUACGUUUGGUGUCAAUGUCAAUCUUGAGUGGGCUAUUUCUUCACAAACAUACAGACAAUUCGAAACAUGAAAAACAUGAGACACAAUAACAUAAUUCAACUUUUGACUGCUCUGCACAUUUUAUGGCCAUCCAAAAGAGGCGCCUGCAGAAGACAAACUGGUAAACAAACUAGCUCUUGUUGCUAGCGAAUAUGACUGUUCUCAAAUCAAACUUACGUGGCAAAGUUAUUCAUUAUCUGAUUCCGGUCGACACUUUGUACCGAAUACCUAAAACAAAAUGUCAGUCUUUAAUCUAAUUCAAAAGAUUAAAUAGCUUACAAAUUGGUCGCUUUUUCUUAAAAAAAAAUGAAAACGUAUUCCAACUGUUUAUCUAAUUUAAAAGAUAAAAUAGCUCGAAAAUAGGUCGCAUUUCUUUUCGAAAAUCCCUCGUAUACAGUUCUGGCAACAGACCUUAUAGUGUCUACUUUAUGUUCAGCCAUAACAAGUGAUUGUUGUAUGACAAUACGUUGGACAUUCAAACAACUAUGCAAGAUAUGAUGGAUAAACCACAUGACAUUGUAUACUUUUUCUGCAAGGACUUUGCUUCUGCAUGAUGUGACAAGCUUUCAUUUUUGCAUCCUCGACAUGAACAAAUUUAUAUGUAGAAAGUGUAAAUAAUCUUAUUAAACAUACGCCACAAUAGCAAUUACUUCACUGUAUAGGAGUUAAAACUUAAGUUCAAGUAAAUAGAUAUGCUUUUGAUAUAAAUUACACGGUUCAAUUCUCA
This is a messenger RNA of Mercenaria mercenaria, 2816 nucleotides long. RefSeq lists its product as uncharacterized. The record is from RefSeq and is a predicted model, not a curated record. The transcript is spliced from 3 exons. Bases 308 to 1087 code for a protein of 259 amino acids. NCBI's taxonomy places the organism in Eukaryota, Metazoa, Mollusca, Bivalvia, Venerida, Veneridae.